Molecule: messenger RNA, 1612 nt
Organism: Moneuplotes crassus
Lineage: Eukaryota; Ciliophora; Spirotrichea; Euplotida; Euplotidae
Source: the annotation of a GenBank genome assembly
CAUGAACAAACUUCCUAUGUAAUAAUGAGUGAAGUCAAGCAAAAGGAAAUACAUUUCCAAAUGCAAGGUUCCCAUUUGGACCCCUUAGAAGAAGGUCCUGCUAAUGUGUAUCCUAUUCCUGCAAUGCUUCCAAAGAAGAGUUUCAAGCUCAGCUCUAUGGCUGCUGGUAACUCUCCUCAUAAAAGAUCUCCGAGAGUGUUAGUUCGGAAACCAAUUUCGAUCUUGGCCCAGAUCAAGAAUGUGAAAGUUAGCAAUGAAAAGGAAGAAAGCCAGAAGACUCCUAAAUCGAGUCAGAGCAGAGGAGAGCAGCAGUCACCUCUGAACUAGCUCAAAUUUGGAGAAUGACUACCUUCCUCAUUCGAUUGUUUCUCCUCUCGCAGACAGGAAAAGAGUUAUUGCUGCUAAGUCAGAUCAUAUUAGGUUUGAUUUUUCUCUGAGAAAGGGCAAAAAGGCUUUUGAAAAACAACUCAAAGAGAAAUCGAAAGAGAUGGAGAGACUCAAAAACAUCAUUUAUCACCCUAGAAACAUUAAGGUCAUCAGGAGGCCAAAGCAAGGGUGUAUUUUUAGCAAUAAGGCACUCAACAAUUCAAGGAUAAAGCUUAAUUCAUCUCGAGAACCUUGCUCAAAGCCAUAUCCAAGGCCUGCUUCACAAGUGAUCCAAGGGUUUUCUUCCAUGAACUCUUCAACUGAUUUUUACAGAAGUAAACGAUUUACUUCAAGCUCAAAAAUUCGUGACAAGAGAAAGACUUUGUAUAAGACCAAUACAGCUAUUCUGAAUCAAUUCAUGAAGUGUGCAGAGCUCGGAAAUCCGAUCGAUUUGUCCAAGUUCAGUAAUAAUUUAGAUAUCAUGCUCAAACGUGAUAAAAGCAGGGUCGACAAGAGAGUUGACAGACAAAGGAAGCAGGCAGUCCAAUCCCAGUUAUGUAUGAGAAAGGCUAAACCAAGUGGGGAUAUUCAAAGAAGUUUUACCCCGAGCAAUCAGGCUAGAGGAAGACUAGUAAACUGCUGGAGUAAAGAUACCCAGCCAUCUUUAGCUGGCAAGAGCUCAAACAAUUUGUUCAGAAUGUUGAAGAACACCAGACUCCAUAAUACCCAAGCAUCUAUGGAGAAGAGAACCAGUCUGAAAAUCAUGGGGCAUCACAAAGGCCUCAAGGUAAGGGAUAGAUCCCCUCUGCAGAAUUCCAAGAUCGUUAAUGCCAGAAUUGAGUCACUACUACAACAAAGAAAUGCCAAUCAGCCUCCAAUGAAAUUGGGCCCAAAAGGUUUGGAGAGUGGAAAGUUGACCAAAAAUGACAUACCUGAAGUUCCUGAUAAGAAUGCUACAAGAGGUUCUGCAAGGGUAAAGCUAGCCGUUAAGACUACCAAGAGACGUACUUCGAGUCUGUUGAAUAUAAAAUACAACGAAAAGGUCAAGAAGGAGCGUGACGAUUUUGCUAAAUCUGUGAUCAUUAAGAAUAAGAAUGAAUUGAAGCCAUCUGCCAGUGAAGAGAAAGAAGGCAGAAGAAAUGGACAAUGGGUUUUGAAUGAUAUAUCCGAAUAAUUAUGUGGUUUCACAGAGAUUAGAGGAGUUUAGAAGGCCAGGUAUAUAAAAAAUUAUAUGAUUAAAUUCAAU